This is a messenger RNA of Neogale vison (American mink), 1248 nucleotides long. It is a transcript of the gene GAPDHS, whose product is annotated as glyceraldehyde-3-phosphate dehydrogenase, spermatogenic. Gene Ontology annotation, biological process: glucose metabolic process. The transcript has 11 exons. The coding region runs from base 1 to 1248 and encodes 415 amino acids. Gene Ontology annotation, molecular function: oxidoreductase activity, acting on the aldehyde or oxo group of donors, NAD or NADP as acceptor; NADP binding; NAD binding. The record is from RefSeq and is a predicted model, not a curated record. NCBI's taxonomy places the organism in Eukaryota, Metazoa, Chordata, Mammalia, Carnivora, Mustelidae.
AUGUCGAAACGCGACAUCGUCCUCACCAAUGUCACCGUUGUCCAGCUGCUGCGACAGCCAUGCCGGGUGACCAGAGCACCACCCCCACCGGAGCCCAAGGUUGAAGCAGAGCCAGAGCCCCAGCCUGAGGCCGAGCCAGAGCCCCAGCCUGAGGCCGAGCCAGAGCCCCAGCCUGAGCCAGAGCCUGAGCCAGUCAAGGAGGAACCCCCACCUCCUCAACCUAAGAAGGCUUCUGUGGUUCAGAAGCUGACAGUGGGCAUCAAUGGAUUCGGACGCAUCGGUCGCCUGGUGCUCCGCGCCUGCAUGGAGAAGGAUGUGAAGGUGGUGGCGGUGAAUGAUCCAUUCAUUGACCCGGAAUAUAUGGUAUACAUGUUUAAAUAUGACUCCACCCAUGGCCAGUACAAGGGGAAUGUGGAGUACAGGAAUGGAAAGCUGGUGGUAGACAAGCAGGAGAUCAGCGUCUUCCAGUGCAUGCAGCCCCGAGACAUUCCCUGGAAGUCCGUCGGGAACCCCUUUGUGGUGGAGUCCACAGGCGUGUACCUGUCCUUAGAGGAAGCUUCAGACCACAUCGAGGCAGGUGCCACACGUGUGGUCAUCUCUGCACCCUCACCCAAUGCGCCCAUAUUUGUCAUGGGGGUAAAUGAGAAGGACUAUGAUCCUGGCUCCAUGAAAGUUGUCAGCAAUGCCUCCUGCACCACCAACUGCCUGGCCCCCCUUGCCAAGGUCAUCCAUGAGCAAUUCGGGAUCGUGGAAGGGCUGAUGACCACAGUUCAUUCCUACACUGCCACCCAGAAGACGGUGGAUGGGCCAUCAAAGAAGUCCUGGCGAGAUGGGCGGGGUGCCCAUCAGAACAUCAUCCCAGCCUCCACAGGGGCUGCCAAGGCUGUUGGAAAAGUCAUCCCAGACCUCAAAGGGAAGCUGACAGGAAUGGCAUUCCGGGUGCCAACCCCAGAUGUAUCUGUUGUGGACCUGACUUGCCGCCUGGCCCAGCCGACCUCGUAUGAGGCCAUCAAAGACGCCAUAAAAGCAGCAGCCAAGGGGCCUAUGGUGGGCAUCCUCGCCUACACUGAGGAUGAGGUCGUCUCCACUGACUUUGUGGGCAACACCCACUCGUCCAUCUUCGACGCUAAGGCCGGCAUCGCGCUCAACGACAACUUCGUGAAGCUAAUUUCCUGGUACGACAACGAAUACGGGUACAGCCACCGGGUGGUGGAUCUCCUCCGCUAUAUGUUCAGCCGCAACAAGUGA